Molecule: messenger RNA, 2829 nt
Organism: Pocillopora verrucosa
Lineage: Eukaryota; Metazoa; Cnidaria; Anthozoa; Scleractinia; Pocilloporidae
Product: palmitoyltransferase ZDHHC17-like
Biological process (GO): protein palmitoylation
Cellular component (GO): Golgi membrane
Molecular function (GO): palmitoyltransferase activity; protein binding
Source: RefSeq, a predicted model, not a curated record
GCAACAUGGCGGAUGGGUUCCAUGGUUCUCGUGAGCUUGGGUUAGACGAAACAGGAAAAAAGGAAUCCAUCAUGGAAAGUAAGCCAUACCCCACUCAACCAGAAGAUCCAUACAGUCAACAUGGUGGAGCAUAUUACCAACCAGACUACAGCCAGUUUGACCUGGUCCGAGCAACACAGUAUGGCAUCUUUGACAGAUGUGCUGAGCUGAUUGACAAGGAAGGAGUAGAUGUAAAUACUCCUGACAAAGAAAAUGUUUCGGCAUUGCAUUGGGCUGCAAUCAACAAUAGAAUAAGAAUUGCUGAGUAUUUUGUCAAAAAGGGAGCUAUUGUUGAUAUGAAGGGUGGUAUUUUGCAUGCCACACCACUACAUUGGGCUGUCAGGCAAGGCCACCUUGAGAUGGUUGUCUUUCUAAUGAAGCAUGGAGCUGAUCCAUCAUUACUUGACAUAGAAGGGUGCAGUUGUUUACAUGUAGCUGUUCAGAACAGUCAGAUGGGAGUUGUGGCUUAUUUGAUUUCUAAAGGAAUGGAUGUUGAUUUGCUGGAUAGAAAUGGAAUGUCACCUUUGAUGUGGGCAUCUUAUAGAUGCUUUGGGUUGGAGCUGACAAGGAUGCUCUUGACAAUGAAUGCCUCAAUAGCACUGGCUGACAAGUUUCAUAAAAAUACAGCUUUACACUGGGCAGUGAUGUCUAACAACCACAAUGUGAUACGAACACUUCUUAAAGCUGGUGCCAGCAUGGAUGCUUUGAAUGCUGAGGGUCAGUCUCCAUAUGACUUGGCAAAACAGAAGAAAAGCAAGUGGAUUUUGGUUCAAAUGGAUUUGAUGCAAAAAGACAAAGGAGAAGGAAAACCAGUAUUUUUACAAUCUUUGACCAGAGACAAGGCUGUUCAACGCUAUGUUCAAAUAGGACUGCCAUUCUUUACCAUCUUCUCAAUUGGUGCGAUUUUAGAGUAUUCAUCGGCAUGGUUUAUUUCUCUGCCACUCUUUUUAGCUGUAGGAUUGACAGCGUACUAUACAAUGCAUUGGUUCACUUUAGUCUAUUCUGCUGGUAGUGCUGUUGUAUUCGGCUGGACACUGGCCACCAAAGCUUAUCUUUACUACAACAUUUUAACUGUGUAUUUGUAUUAUGUUAAUAGCCCGUUUAUCUUGGCAUUAUUCUUCGUCAACACCGUUGGUUUGUAUUACUGUUUCUACAAGUCGUGGAAGGCAGAUCCAGGGUAUAUCAGCACAACCACAUCUGAACAACGACAGACCAUUAUAGAACUCGUGGAAAAGAAUUCGUUCGACUUUACAAAGUUUUGUUCGACUUGUCUUUUACGAAAACCUGUCCGAUCAAAACAUUGUUCCGUUUGUGAACGCUGUGUAGCCAAGUUUGAUCAUCACUGCCCCUGGGUAGAGAAUUGUGUUGGUGUUGGUAACCAUCUGUACUUUUUUGGAUACCUGUGUUUCCUGUUUGGUAUGAUUCUCUGGUACAUCUAUGGAGGAACCGUUUAUUAUGUUACAGCUUGUGGUCCCUACCCUGAUGGGAUCUGGAAAACCAUCGCUCACAGCACGCGUUGUGCCCCUUGGAUCACGUGGGGUUAUGCCAACGCCCUGUUCCACGUGAUGUGGGUGGGCGCUUUGUUUUUCUGUCAAUGUUACCAGAUCUUCUGGUUGGCAAUGACGACCAAUGAACGCUUGAACAUGUCAAGGUAUGCCCACUUUAGCGAUGACAAAGGAAUGCCUCAGAGCCCGUUCAGUCGCGGUCCUCUCGGAAAUAUUGCAGACUUUACAAAUACGAAUCUUUGCGGUCUGGUGCGACCUCUCCGAGUAGACUGGUAUCGACAGUUUAGUAGUGAAGUCAAAAGUACCCAGAAGACUGUGUGAUACUUGUGUAUUUAGAAUGGAUAUUAAAAAAGUUUGCGAUCGUCAGUUUUAUCAAGAUGAUGACUUGUUUUACGUGACAAUAGCGAAAACGGCUGCGAAAAUAAUAAUUUGGACCUAAAAACCGACACAGUCCUUCACGUGGUGUAAUCGGUGGAGUGUAUUCCUGGAAAAGACUGCUUGUGGUGACGGUUACUGUAGAUUCAAGGUCCUGAGUGAAAGUCAUUAUCAAACAUUCUGUUGUCGAGAAAAAAAGAGUCUACGGGAAUCUUUGCCAGCUGAUAUUUAAGGUAAUGCGACGAGUCUCCAUAGCGACGAAUUGACAGCUGUCAAAAUUCGUGCUUUUUUCUGAUCGUUUGGGUUGGAUACAGAUGACGUGUUUGACGAUUGUUCGGGUUGCGGUAGUAAACGUCUUGCUGGGUAAUAUUAGCAAAGUAAGACUGAAUGAACAAUAUUUUUGAGACUUAGGCUUUAAGCUUUAGAUUUAAUAUGAAGUAUUGGUCAAUGAGAGAGCUUGUUUAUGGGCCCCUUAGGUAUUAUAAUUCAACAGUCGAUAAUCUUAACAUGGGUGGCUCUGAUGACUCCGGUAGUUGACGAGGUGAAGGAAAGUUUGUUCUGUUAGGCUGAUCGGGUGGAAUGUGUCGAUCUUGCCUGCUCGAGAUUGCCUCUUUGUUUACGCGUUCUUACUUUCUUCUUUAUUUCUGGGCAAUUUUUUAUGAAGACUUAAAGGUUUCCCAGCAGUUCUUACAACAAUUGACUCGCAAAACGCAUUAUCCGUAAGUCGCCAAAAAUAACUGAGAAAACCUCGAAGAAAACUGAUAAAACCUGAAAUUUUGUUGCGUAAUCAUAUGGUGAUAUGACAUAUUCUUUGUUGAUCCAAUUAGUUCGCUAAAGACGGCUACAUAAUGGCCUUGUUGUCUUUUUAUUAUCAAAGUAUCUGCAUUUUAUUCGGGGGAGAAGAUACCUU